Molecule: messenger RNA, 684 nt
Organism: Aspergillus sclerotioniger CBS 115572
Lineage: Eukaryota; Fungi; Ascomycota; Eurotiomycetes; Eurotiales; Aspergillaceae
Product: putative vesicle transport v-SNARE protein Gos1
Exons: 3
Coding region: 1-684 (227 amino acids)
Biological process (GO): vesicle fusion; endoplasmic reticulum to Golgi vesicle-mediated transport
Cellular component (GO): cis-Golgi network; Golgi medial cisterna; Golgi membrane
Molecular function (GO): SNAP receptor activity
Source: RefSeq, a predicted model, not a curated record
AUGGCCACUUCAACCGGUACCGGCUGGGCUCAGCUCCGGCAGCAAGCCCGCUCACUUGAGACUCAAACAGAGAACCUCUUCCACACCUACUCCCAAUACGCCUCGAUAACUAAGCUCCCUCCGACCCCCUCGGAAGAGGAGCAACGAAUCGAAUCCCAACUCCAAGACCUACUAGAACGACGCGACACUCUUAUCUCACAACUGUCCCGCCUCCUCGAUUCCGAAGCAACCCUCACCUCCUCGGCCCUCAAACAAAACAACCUCUCCCGCCACCGCGAAGUCCUCCACGACCACCGUCGCGAACUCCAACGGCUGAAAUCCGCCAUCAGUGAAUCCCGCGACCGCGCCAAUCUCCUUUCCAACGUUCGCUCCGAUAUCGAUGCCUACCGCGCCUCGAACCCCGCCCAGGCAGAGGCAGACUACAUGCUUGAAGAGCGGGGUCGGAUUGAUGAAAGCCAUAAUAUGAUGGAUGGGGUGUUGAGUCAGGCGUAUGCGAUUAAUGAGAACUUUGGGCUGCAGAGGGAGACCCUGGCGAGUAUUAAUCGGAAGAUUGUGGGUGCGGCGAGCUCGGUGCCGGGCAUGAAUGCGUUGAUUGGGAAGAUUGGGUCGAAGAGGAGAAGGGAUGCGUUGAUUUUGGGGGCUUUUAUUGGGGUUUGCUUUUUGGUGUUGGUUUGGGUUAGGUGA